AUGCCAGCUGAGGAGGGCCGCAUCAUAGUGUUUAAAGAACCUGUACCAAACAAAGUCAUGACAGGUCAUGUGAUCAGAAGAGAAAGUGUCCCCAAUGAAGGGAGCUGUCGAGUGAAGUGUUAUAUGGAGCCCAACUGUGUGUCCAUAAAUAUGGGACCACUGAAAGAAGGAACGCUCGAAUGCGAAUUGAAUAAUGCCACUGCAGAAAACGAAAAUGUGUUUGAUUUAAGGAACAAAGAUGCUCACACUUAUCUGGCCAUCGAGGUAAGUGCUUUUUUUGAAACUCGGUGACGAGGCUGUUUAUAAAGGUUAAUCGGGACUGACGUUUAGUUCACAAGAAGAUCUAACGUCAAGUUUUUAUUCCGCUAGUGGGAUGGACUGCGUAGCAAGCGUUUAAGGUCGUGUUAUUGCGCGAAAGUUGGGGCAAGAGUAAAAUAUAUGCUAUUGCGUUCCAGCUUUUCUCGACAAGCUCGAAUGGAAACGCUUGCUACUUAGCCUGCUACUUAGAUCGCUCUUUCAAGAGGUUUUUGAACAAACAAACAACAAUAAACCUGUGGCGAACGUACCAGCGAAUUAAUAUUGAAAUCAUUCAAAGUCUUGUUUAUAUAUUUCUUAAAGUGAGCUUCUCAAUGGGGUGAUGGCAUUGGGCUACCUUAAUACUUUGCUUUUUUGCGUCUAACGCUGUAACAAUUUCUCCUAGUAACGGGGUUAAUUAAUAAAGAAGUUUCCGUCUAUGAAAGGUAAAUUAUUUGCGGUAUGAAAAAAAUAUACGGAAAUUUAUCAGCAGCGAGACAAGACACACAAACGGCUUUCACGAUUUUUACGACUAAGAAAUCAAACAUUCUACAUCGGACAUCUUACAUUACACCUGUUGACUCUAAUGUCUGGAGUUUUGGCAGAUUUACGGCUAACGGUUUGUCCAUUCUUAGGCCCUCUAAUAUACUUAUAAUCUGGUAGUUGUUUUUGAUUGCUGCUCCUUAUUCCAGAAUCCCUGCAGCAGUAGUCCAUGUCUAAACAACGGGACAUGUCAAGCUGGAUUCACAAGUAAAGGGUUUCGUUGCAUAUGUCUUCCGUUAUUCCCCGGAACAAACUGUGCAGGUACGUGCAUGCAACAAUUUUUAUUGCACAUUUGGCUUAAACCAUGUAUUUAAAGAGAGAUCAGCACUGAUUAGGCCCAUAGUAAGAGUGAGGCAAUUUUGCUUCAUUUCAGUGAGGCAUUUUUUCUUCAUUUCGGUGGGCAACGUUUUGCCAAAGUCCCGAAGAUCGGGAACUUUUUUUGAAAGGGAGUAAGGCUCUGGUAGUGUCAACAAAGAAGAUUUUCAAAGGAAUUUUCUGGUCAACUGUAGACGUUUUUGAGUAUUCUUCUGUCACUUUUAACUGAAUCGUGCACAUUUGGGUAUGGUUCGAACGAUCUCACUUUCCUAUACAGUACAUGUUAGCGGUCAAAACCGUCCACGAACGUAAGAGUGAUGACGUCACAAGUGGUACAAUGGACGAUGAUAUGCACUGUCGGUAAUGGGUGGCUCGAGUGUGAAUGGGUUAAAGCAGUGUAAAACUGAGAAGCCACAUGCACACCAAGGAAGUGCAAGUAGUAGUCAGUUAGUUCCUGGGGAAUAUCCCAAGAGUUUUGAUUUAUAACUUAUCCUGAUUAUUUUCAAUCACUGUGUUUAGCAAAAUCAUGUAGUGACCAAAAGAGGAUUGAGCCUGGAGCAGAAAGUGGAAGUUACGUCAUUGACCCUGAUGGAGAAGGUGGCUUGCUUCCUAUGUAUAACGUCAUCUGCAACAUGACUGACAAAAAUGGAACUGGCGUGACAGUCAUCAGUCACGACAGUGAAAACAGAACCCAGGUGAAAGGAUAUGAAGCAGCAGGUAGUUACUCGCGUGACAUUCAUUACACAGGAGCGAGUCUGUCUCAACUGGAGAGUCUAACCAGAGUCUCUUUACACUGUGACCAGUUUAUCAAGUAUGAGUGUAAUCAUUCAUUGUUACUGUGGCCCCACAACAACAAAAACAGUUCAUUCGGAUGGUGGGUGUCACGUGAUGAUGAUAAGAUGACGUACUGGGGCGGAGCGACAGAGAAUGGCAAAUGUGCAUGCGGGAUGAACAACACAUGUGCAAACCCCAACCGUGGUUGUAAUUGCGAUAAAAAUGACAAGGAGUGGCGUGAAGACAGUGGCCUCCUCACUGAUAAGACAAAGCUACCGGUCAAGCAGCUCAGGUUUGGAGACACUGGAGGUACAAAAGAACAAGGUUACCAUACUCUGGGGAAAUUAAAAUGUUAUGGUAUAGCCUGA
Messenger RNA from Porites lobata, 2294 nucleotides. The record is from the annotation of a GenBank genome assembly. Lineage: Eukaryota; Metazoa; Cnidaria; Anthozoa; Scleractinia; Poritidae.